UUUCAGACUAAAAUCCCCGUCUCCUCGUUUCUCCCUGGAAAGCUCUCAAAGCUUUCUAUCUCAUUCUGAGUUUUAUCUCUGUCUGUCAGGCGAUCAUUAAUCUAAAUCUAAUGCCUUUUUGCUUUCAACUUUCAUUAUUCUCCUAUUUAUUGUUCUAAAGGUUCCUGAUUUUUUUGUUACAUUCUGUUUCUGCUCGCAGUAAAUUUCUGUAGGUGCUCUGCGCAGCUUUCUCUUGGCUUGCACGGUCUGGAUGCCAUUUGGGUUCUCCGUUCUUGCUAUCGACACGGCAUAUUUCUUGCCAUUGGAUUCGGUUUGGUAUUUUCUUUCAGGAUGAACGAUGCCGGUGCUGCGUAGCGGAGCGCGCAGAGGCCGGGGAGCAGCAGCAGCAGCCAAGAAGCAGGUAAAUCAGACCGUGGAAUUCGAGGGGAUCGCGACAAGGACACGAAGAAGACGCGCGGAAGCAGCGGCUGCAAAUAAAAACAACAACACUGACAACAAUAGCGAUAAGGACCAGCAGCAGCCGGUAGAUGAAAACGUAGUUGCUGUUGCUGCAGUAUCGACGGGAGCAAUAGCAGUGAACCAAGGGGAGAAUAGGGGUUUAGACGGGGCAGUGGGAGUUGCUGGUGUUGGCGCUGUUGGUGGAGGGGCGGAAAAGGAGGAAGUAGGAGAGAGGCCUAUGGAUGACUACGAUAGUGCCGGAAAAAGUAAUGAUAAAGCCAAUGCUGGUGAAGAUGAGGGGAGCACUGCUCCACUUCCUGAGAAGGUUCAGGUUGGGGGGUCCCCAGUUUACAAAUUAGGAAAAAAGUUGGGCAAGGGUGGUUUUGGUCAAGUGUUUGUUGGUCGGCGUCAUUCUUCUGUUACUUCAAAUGAUAGAACUGGCCCUGGAGCUGUAGAGGUGGCCUUAAAAUUUGAGCAUAGAAGUAGUAAAGGAUGUAAUUACGGACCACCGUAUGAGUGGCAAGUUUACAGCUUUCUUGGGGGCAGUCAUGGAAUACCACAAGUACACUACAAGGGUCGGCAAGGUGACUAUUAUGUCAUGUUUUGUCUGAAGGUUAUGGAUAUCCUGGGGCCAAGCUUGUGGGAUGUUUGGAAUAAUAACUCUCAUACAAUGUCUAUUGAAAUGGUUGCUUGUAUUGCUGUUGAAGCAAUAUCAAUAUUGGAGAAUAUGCAUUCUAGAGGCUAUGUCCAUGGAGAUGUAAAGCCGGAGAAUUUUCUGCUUGGAUCUGUUGGAACUCCUGAUGAGAAAAAGUUGUUCCUUGUUGAUCUUGGAUUAGCAACUAGGUGGCGAGAUUCUUCCACUGGUCGACAUGUUGAGUAUGAUCAGAGGCCAGAUGUUUUCAGAGGAACAGUUCGUUAUGCUAGUGUCCAUGCCCAUUUGGGUAGAACAGCUAGUAGAAGAGACGAUUUAGAAUCUCUUGCCUAUACGCUCAUUUUCCUUCUUCGAGGUCGUUUACCUUGGCAAGGUUACCAGGGAGAGAAUAAGGGCUUUCUUGUUUGUAAGAAAAAGAUGGCUUCAUCCCCAGAAGGCCUAUGUUGUUUCUGUCCACUGCCUUUCAAACAGUUUGUUGAAUAUGUGGUGAACUUAAAGUUUAAUGAAGAACCUAAUUACGCAAAAUGCAUUUCGUUUUUUACUGGGAUUGUUGGUCGAGAUCCAGAUAUCAGGCCAAUCGACAUAGAAGGUGCCCUAAAGGUUGGUCAUAAGAGAGGCAGGUUGUCUAUGGAGGAUGAAGAAGAAGAAGAAGAUGAUGGACAACCAAAGAAGAGGAUUCGGUUAGGCAUGGCAGCAACACAAUGGAUUAGCGUGUACAAUGCUCGUAGACCUAUGAAGCAAAGGUAUCACUAUAAUGUGACUGAUGCAAGGCUUGCCCAGCACAUUGAAAAAGGAAAUGAGGAUGGCUUAUUUAUUAGUAGCAUAGCUUCAUGUCAAAAUCUUUGGGCCUUGAUUAUGGAUGCUGGUACUGGUUACACUGCACAAGUCUAUGAACUGUCCCCACAUUUUCUCCACAAGGAAUGGAUAAUGGAGCACUGGGAGAAGAAUUACUACAUCAGUGCCAUAGCUGGAGCAGCUAAUGGAAGCUCAUUAGUUAUUAUGUCUAAGGGUACUCUGUAUUUGCAGCAGUCGUAUAAAGUUAGUGAUUCAUUCCCAUUUAAAUGGAUUAACAAAAAAUGGAAGGAGGGCUUCCAUGUUACUGCAAUGACCACUUCAGGGAGUAGAUGGGGAGUUGUUAUGUCUCGUGGAUCAGGGUUUUCACACCAGGUUGUUGAACUCGAUUUCCUUUAUCCAAGUGAAGGCAUACAUCGUCGGUGGGAUCAUGGAUAUCGUAUUACAGCAGUUGCAGGAACUUGUGACCAGUCUGCUUUUGUUCUUAGUGUGCCAAGACAGAAACCUCCAGAUGAAACGCAGGAGACGCUUAGAACUUCUUCUUUUCCAAGUUCCCAUGUUAAGGAGAAAUGGGCAAAGAAUUUAUACAUAGCAUCAAUUUGUUACGGACGAACAGUGUCAUGAGUGACACCUCUUUCUCCAUGUAGUUGCCUGGUUGGGAAGUGAAAAACCCUGGUUUUCUGACGUGGCAUUAUCUUGGCUUAGAGAAAUUUUGGUCAGUAUAUAGCCUUUCAUCAAUUGUAAUCAAAAGUUACAAGCUUUGGUUUUGCCUAUCAUUUAUGUAAAAUUUCUACUACCGAAGUCUAAUCCACCAAAGCCCAACUUGAUGAUGGGCAUUUUUUAUCAACUUUCUGUACAGUCUUUGAAUACUUUCUCUAACUAGGGUGAAUGUAGAAGUCAUGAUCGUCUUUGUGGGAA
Messenger RNA from Manihot esculenta (cassava), 2800 nucleotides. RefSeq names its product casein kinase 1-like protein HD16. The record is from RefSeq and is a predicted model, not a curated record. NCBI's taxonomy places the organism in Eukaryota, Viridiplantae, Streptophyta, Magnoliopsida, Malpighiales, Euphorbiaceae. Gene Ontology annotation, biological process: endocytosis; signal transduction; peptidyl-serine phosphorylation. The transcript is spliced from 17 exons. Bases 338 to 2506 code for a protein of 722 amino acids. Gene Ontology annotation, molecular function: ATP binding; protein serine/threonine kinase activity. Gene Ontology annotation, cellular component: cytoplasm; nucleus.